UCAUCUCAUCAUUCCUUUCGUAGUGUUCAAAAAUGGCGAGUCGUGGACCAAAUCGUCGUCCGGCGCAAGAAGUCGAUAAUACCAUCUCGUACGUCCAGUGCGAUGGCCUGGCUGCGAUGAAAAUGGUUAAGCACUGCCAUGAAGAAUCGGCGAGUAAUAUGGAAGUGGCACAGGGUGCCCUUCUGGGUUUGGUGGUAGAUGAUCGGCUGGAAAUCACCAACUGUUUCCCGUUCCCGAAGUCUUCCGAUGAGACGAUUGAUGAGGAAGAGUACCAGCUGAACAUGAUGCGCCGUUUGCGUCUGGUAAAUGUGGAUCACUUCCACGUCGGGUGGUACCAAAGUGCCGACGUUGGCAACUUCCUGUCGUUGCCUCUGCUGGAAUCGCAGUAUCAUUAUCAGACCAGUAUUGAGGAGUCGGUUGUGGUCAUCUACGAUACGCAGAAGUCGGCUCGCGGAUUCCUGACGUUGAAGGCCUACCGGCUGACCCCGCAGGCCAUUGCCAUGUACAAGGAGGAGAAAUUCACUCCAGAGGCGCUGCGUAAUCUCAAGGUUGGUUACGAGAAUCUGUUCAUUGAGAUUCCAAUCGUGAUCAAGAACUCGGGUCUCUGCAACAUCAUGAUGUCGGAGAUGACGGAAAUGGUCCCGGAGGAAGAAGGUACGCACUUUUUGGAUCUGGGAACUGCUUCCGUACUGGAGAACCAUUUGCGUUGUCUGAUGGAUCGCGUCGAUGAGCUCAACCAGGAAGCAAACAAGUUCAACAAAUAUCAGCAAACGGUCAUCCGACAGGAACAGGACAAACAUCGCAUGUUGGCCAAACACGCUCAGGAGAACGCGGCCCGCAUCGCCAAGGGUGAAACUGCGGUUCCGGAAGAGGAAGUUCAGAAACUGUUCCGUCCGUUGCCGGUACCGUCGAGGUUGAACCCGAUGAUCGUAUCCGGUCAGAUCAACACCUAUUCCCAGCACAUUUCACAAUUCUGCUCUCAAUCGUUGGCUAAGCUGUACAUGACUCAAGCCCUGCAAGGUGCCAAGGAAAAUAAACAGUAAAGCGCGUGUUGUUGAAAGUAAAGCAGAUGAACACUUUUCGAAGGGACAUUUUGAGAAACACUUGAUGCAUCCUAGAGUGUGAAGUAGACACAAUUCGAACAUUUCCAUUUAGGCGAGAGUUCAGAAGAGAAGAUAAACUAGUAGACGGAAAAGUUUUUGUUGGAGUAAGAUAUCGUUGAAGUACUGAAGAAUCAGAAUAAAAAAAGGAAACCGUCACCGUAUAAGUUCUAAGCAACAUCUGAGGAUAACGAUCGGGACGAGUUUCCACACAAGAA
Ochlerotatus camptorhynchus is the source of this 1318-nucleotide messenger RNA. RefSeq names its product eukaryotic translation initiation factor 3 subunit h (gene eIF3h). The transcript has 3 exons. Gene Ontology annotation, molecular function: translation initiation factor activity; metallopeptidase activity; protein binding. The record is from RefSeq and is a predicted model, not a curated record. Lineage: Eukaryota; Metazoa; Arthropoda; Insecta; Diptera; Culicidae. The coding region runs from base 33 to 1043 and encodes 336 amino acids. Gene Ontology annotation, cellular component: eukaryotic translation initiation factor 3 complex; cytosol; cytoplasm.